AAAAAAGCCUACGGACCUAAUUAUGACUUCUUACCGCACUACAACGCUGCGGAUCAGCCCCCGCCAAUUGUGCAGCAUAACGUCGCGGAGGAGCAUCCUCGACCCCAGGCCUUAACAGGCUCAAGGCGAAACAGCGCUGUCGAGAAUCAGUUAAAGACUCCGAGGACUACCCCCACCUUAUCCGGGGGGCAGCCUUGUCCCUGCCAUAAGGCUGCCGCCUCCAGCGCGGAGCCCAAGCAGCACACCUGUGACAGAGAGUUCUGGGACACGCCGACAAUAAGUUUGCGGCAGACAGGUCCAAGGGACCAGUUGCCUGUGCGACCGCUCCUGCGCGGGGCCAUGCAGUACCUACAGACAGCCCAUUCCAGACGUUCCUCUCCCACAGCUGGGAUGACAUCGCCCUACCCCGAUGCAUACCAGCAAACGCAUAUUCAUCCGAAACACCACUGGAGGAGUGAAAAAAAGACGACGCAGAAGACUAAGACUCGGGAGACCGCGCAAACUCACCACGAAGACAACGUUCGACAGGAAGCACCGUCACAGAAGAGUUCACAGGUGCCUCGUGGUUCACGAGAGCGGCGAGCAGUAGCCUGUGGUGGCGGUAACAACAAAGAAGAAGCUAAUCGGAUUAGGCCUUCGCAAACGAGUUUGGCAACCGCAAAAGCCAGGCCAUCUAAUUCUACUGCAACAACGUGGGCGAACCUGGGUCGUUACGGACACAAUUACGACGAGGUGGACGUCCUACUCUACAACCUCUGUCUGAACAUCGAGAGUGCUCUCUGA
Messenger RNA from Dibothriocephalus latus, 783 nucleotides. The record is from the annotation of a GenBank genome assembly. Lineage: Eukaryota; Metazoa; Platyhelminthes; Cestoda; Diphyllobothriidea; Diphyllobothriidae.